AUGAGCAGCGGAUCUGUCCGUCGUUCUGGCGCCGGGUUCGGUGGUGGCAUGGGCAUGGGCGGAGGCAGCGGCUUCAGCUACAGCAGCAGCAGCAGUGCAGGUGGCUACGGUGGUGGUCACGGUGCAGGAUUCGGUGGUGGUAUGGGUGGUGGAUUCGUUUGCGCCCCCAUCACAGCUGUCACAACCAACCAGAGCCUGCUGGCCCCCCUGAACCUGGAAAUCGACCCCAACAUCCAGGUGGUCCGCACCCACGAGAAGGAGCAGAUCAAGACCCUCAACAACCGCUUCGCUUCCUUCAUCGAUAAGGUCAGUUCCUGUUAACCCUAUGUGACUCCACCUCGCCUGCACUACAAACACUGAGCAUUCACAUUGAUAUCGAUUGCAUUCUAUCUUACUGUAUAUACUGUAAUGAGCAACAUAAGUACCAGUACACGUUUCCAUUGACUUUCUCAUACACUGAAUUUAUUCUUAAAGAAAGUGAACUUAAAGCCUGUGUUCAGAAUGAUAUUAUGGUGCUUUGCUCGUGUAGAGCUAUACUAUUUGCAGGCUUCCUUGUCAGACUGUUGUUAAGUAACCAAAUAGAUAUUUGACAUUGACUACCAGGACAUGAUGAGAUACUUGUAUUUUGUAUCACUAUGCAAUGAUCACAAUCAAUGGAGUUAACCAGAAAGGUGACAAAUACAAGCGUUUGCUCUCACCUCACAUAUUAGCAUCCUAAUAUAAAAGGAUUCCCUGGCUGUAUAUAGCUGAGAAAAGCUGAUUUCAAUAUGCAGGCAUGUUUCAUUUUCUGCUGACAAAGCCCUUAUGUCACAACUCCCCUUAUGAGCUCAAGAAUAUUACACUCUGGUUCAAAGAAAGAGAAAGAUAGGACGCCAAGGCAGCUAUGAAUCUUAUCUCUAAUGCUGCAUCCGUCAACUGUGCAGAAGCUGUUUCUGACUCUGCCCCUGUGUUUAACUUUCACAAAAGGACUCCACCCAGGAGUUGCAAAAAAAAAAAAAAAGAUAGCCCAUGGCCUUGUCAGGGCCUGUGACUGUAGUGGACUCUGUGGCUGCUAUCUAAACAAGGGUGGAGACCCGUCUCUCACCCCAUGACUCACUCCAUCUCAUACCUGCGGGGUGUGGUCAUGUGGACCUAGCCACAGAGUCCAAAGUCUAUUCCUGUCGCUGUUGUUCUGGGAGAUGAGUAUGUUGGGUGCAGUUGCAGUAAAUCAACUUUCCCUACUGUCUUUUCCAAGGGAAGAUGAACUCCAUGUUUCCACCAGCCUAUAGGUAUUUUCACCUGCACACCCCCUAUAUGCCUUGCUUGAAGUAGAGAAUAAAUUAAAUCCCCUUAAUUGGCAGAGAGUCAACUCUCACAAGCAAGGCAAACAACAAAGUAAACACCCCUUCAAAGCUGCUUUUGUCUUCAGUGGUUUAUCUGCCACACCUAGUUCUUUAUGGCUGGAAUGAAUGCGUGGCCUUCACAGUGAAAUGGAGCAAAAGAGAUAUGAGAGAUAGGUAAAACAUUUCAAGCCAUACACAGUGAGCCUCUCCUAGGCAGAGAAAGUCUGGAUAUGCUUUGGGAUGCCGAUAAACACUCUUACACUUGCCUAUCUUUUGUUUUGAGAGUGAACAAUGAGAGCUACACAUCUCAGGGCAGGUUUCAUCUUGCCUCCCAGGAUGUAAGCUUCUCAGACUAGAUGUAUACCCAUAGAUUACCAUAUGUCAUCAUCAGUUAAAUGAACAAUGUCUUGGACAGGGAGUGGCUGUUCAAGCCCAACCCUGUGAUGCUAUCUACACAGCUAUGCAGGUACUGGUGUGGCUUUUACUGCAAGUCGACAUCAGUGAAGUUAUUUUUUUGCCACACCAUUGGAGCCCAAUUCUUUCUACUCCCUUUUAAAAAUUGACAGAAGAAAGGCUGACAACUGAAUUUGAAUUUAGAGUCUAUAAAGCCUUAUUUAUGGAUCCAUCCAUCUAUCCAUCCAUCGCCCAUCAUCAUUCAUUCAUGAACACAUUCAUCCAUUUAUUCACUCACUCACUGACCAUUUCCCUUUUGUCCCUGCAGGUGCGUUUCCUGGAGCAGCAGAACAAGAUGCUGGAGACCAAGUGGAGCCUCCUGCAGGACCAGACCACCACCCGCUCCAACAUCGACGCCAUGUUUGAGGCCUACAUCUCCAACCUGCGCAGACAGCUUGACGGCCUGGGCAACGAGAAGAUGAAGCUGGAGUCGGACCUGCACAACAUGCAGGGUCUGGUUGAGGACUUCAAGAACAAGUAAGUGUCGAUAUGUCGGAUGUGCAUCAAAAGUAGCCAUAUUAGUAUAAGCAAUAACCUUUAACCUCAGUGUAAGAAGCAACCCAGAGUGAUGACUUUGCAUGAAAUAUUGCCCUUUGCUUUGUCACCAGGUAUGAAGAUGAAAUCAACAAGCGUGCCUCAGUGGAGAACGAGUUUGUCCUGCUGAAGAAGGUGUGCAGGAUAUAACAUGAUGUCUCGUCAUAACUCAUGUCAGAGUUAGAACCAAUUUCAAUUCCAUUCCAUUAACUCCUCUCUCUCUCUCUCUCUCUCUCUCUCUCCCCAGGAUGUUGAUGGUGCCUACAUGAACAAGGUGGAGCUGGAGGCCAAGGUUGACGCUCUUCAGGAUGAGAUCAACUUCCUCAGGGCCAUCUACGAGGCGGUACGAACCAUUCAUUAACUUUUUCAACAUUCAUUAACUUUUUCACAUUUACCAUACAACACAUAAGUCUUCCAUAUCUGAAUCUUGGAGAGCUUCAACAUUACAUGAUAGUCAAUGAAUCAGAUGCGGGCUGAAAUCUAAAGGCUUCUCUCCAUCCUAUCUUGGUUCUUCAGGAGCUGCGUGAGCUGCAGGGCCAGAUCAAGGACACCUCUGUCGUGGUGGAGAUGGACAACAGCCGUAACCUGGACAUGGACUCCAUCGUGGCCGAAGUGCGCGCUCAGUACGAGGACAUCGCCAACCGCAGCAGAGCUGAGGCCGAGACCUGGUACAAGCAGAAGGUAAGCCAAGUCUAGGUUUCAAGAGCAAGGUCAAAAGACAUUAACAUAGUUUACCAGGACAUGUUCAGGCAAAAUAAGCAACAUUUCUGUGAGCGCUUCCUCAAUCUUCACCUCCCUCAUUAUAAUUUUCUUACAUUUCUUCCUCACUUUUCUCAGUAUGAGGAGAUGCAGAGCUCUGCUGGACAGUAUGGCGAGGACCUCCGCUCAACCAAGACUGAGAUCGCCGAGCUGAACCGCAUGAUUUCUCGUCUCCAGAAUGAGAUUGAGUCUGUCAAGGGACAGGUGAGGGUGCCAUCUCAUUUUAGAACCUCCUUUAUGAGGAUUGUCUGUAAAUGGCUGAUGUCCAAGCAAGAUGGUUCAUAGCACUAGCUUAUUACCAUUAGCCGCUAAUCCAUGUUUCUACCGUAGAUACAGGCUAAUGUCAAUGAGCAGUUUGCUAAUAUUCGAGGUUAAUGCUAAUGCACCAUUCUCUUUUACCACAGCGGGCCAACCUUGAGGCUCAGAUCGCUGAGGCAGAGGAGCGCGGUGAGAUGGCGGUGAAGGACGCCAAGCUCCGCAUCAAGGACCUGGAGGAUGCCCUCCAGAGAGCCAAGCAGGACAUGGCCCGCCAGGUGCGUGAGUACCAAGAGCUGAUGAACGUCAAGCUGGCCCUGGACAUUGAGAUUGCCACCUACAGGAAGCUGCUGGAAGGAGAGGAAAGCAGGUGAGUUAAAGCUGGAUAGUUGAGACGUUAGCCUCUUAGCUUAGCAUGUUAUCAAUGCCAGUUAGCAUCUUUUAUCAACUUUCCAUCCAAACUUCAAUAACAUUGGUGUUAUAUAUUCACAGAAUAUCCUCCGGUGGUGCAUCUGCAACAAUCCACGUGCAGCAGACCUCUGGCGGCAGUAAGUACCAUUUUGAUUUAAUUUCUAAUUGUCUCACCAGCUUUUACGUUAUGCUGAGGAAUACACAUGGAGUUUGCCAUGCAUCAUUGAAACCGAAAUAUCCUCUAGCUUUACAGCAGAUUAAACUGAUCCCACUCUCUCUCUGUACGCAGACUACUCCGGCGCAAGCUCAGGUGGAUUCGGCUAUGGCGGUGGCAGCGGAAGCUACGGCGGUGGCAGCAGCUUUGGCGGCGGCAGCAGCUUUGGCGGCGGUAGCAGCUACGGCGGUGGCAGCAGCAGCUACGGCAGUGGCGGAGGUGCCACCAUCACCAAGUCCGUGACAUCCACCAGCUCCAGCAGACGUUACUAG
This is a messenger RNA of Coregonus sp. 'balchen', 4220 nucleotides long. Lineage: Eukaryota; Metazoa; Chordata; Actinopteri; Salmoniformes; Salmonidae. The record is from the annotation of a GenBank genome assembly.